Molecule: messenger RNA, 760 nt
Organism: Tauraco erythrolophus (red-crested turaco)
Lineage: Eukaryota; Metazoa; Chordata; Aves; Musophagiformes; Musophagidae
Source: RefSeq, a predicted model, not a curated record
CAAAAAGUCCUGCUGAUGGUACUCCAAGAAGACCUCUUUUAUCUGUCAGUGCAAGAAAAAUUAAAGAUAAUGCAGCAGACUGGCAUAAUUUAAUGAUGAAAUGGGAGAGACUGAAUGAUAAUGGAUUUACUACAGCAAACAAAAUAGUCAACAUGAAGAUCAGUGAGCAAUUUCAAGACGACAAACUGGAGAUAGCGUGUGAUAACAAUGCCACAGAAUCUGAAAAGCCAACUCCAAAAUACAAUGAAGAACUGGACAAUUGCUGUGGAGAAUUACUUGAGACUUUAAAGCUUAUGACAAAAAUACAGCUGAAAAUGGAAAAGCUUACUUCGACUACUAAAGCAAUCUGUGACUUGGAAAGAUUCCACUAUGGAGCUGGGAAUUGCACAGCACCCUUCUUUCAUACAUGGCCCACACCAUACUUCUAUGAGGUUUCUCUGAAGCUCUCUGAAAUGUACAAGAAGGAGAUACAGCUCAAGCAAACAAUUGUACAAGAAAUUGCUCAUUCUGCUGACCGUGAUCUGAUGAUGGUCUAUUUAUCAUCAUGGUUAUACCAGCCUUACAUUGAGAACAGCAGCAAACUACUGCUUGAAGCCAUGCUGCUGGAAACAGGACAUAGGCAGUGCUAGAAUUCCAAAUGUUACAUGACUUGCUCCUAAUGAUGCUUACAUGAAACUGAAAUGGCAAAUGCAAGGCUUACCAAGUAGGUUAAAUUUUUGUAAAACCUAUUAAAAAUAUUUUUCUCUAUUUGUAUUUAUUC